Messenger RNA from Dermochelys coriacea (leatherback sea turtle), 2933 nucleotides. It is a transcript of the gene CAP1, whose product is annotated as cyclase associated actin cytoskeleton regulatory protein 1. Gene Ontology annotation, molecular function: actin binding; adenylate cyclase binding. The transcript has 13 exons. Gene Ontology annotation, cellular component: cytoplasm. Bases 203 to 1624 code for a protein of 473 amino acids. The record is from RefSeq and is a predicted model, not a curated record. Gene Ontology annotation, biological process: cell morphogenesis; regulation of adenylate cyclase activity; cytoskeleton organization. NCBI's taxonomy places the organism in Eukaryota, Metazoa, Chordata, Testudines, Dermochelyidae.
UCUAGUCACACGUUAAGAAUUGAUGAAGUUUCAUUGGGAAUAUCAUUUUAGGGGAAAUACUUCUGUUUAGUCCUCAUAUGCGCUGCUUUCUCUGACUAAAGGGGCUUGCGUGGAAGUGGGAGGGUGGUUGUGUGUGUGAAAUCUGCUACUCUAGAAACAAAACAAAGUUAAACAGGGUCACUUAACUAUUCAGUGGUGAGCAAUGACAGAUAUGCAAAGCCUGGUUGAGCGGUUGGAGAAGGCUGUGGGUCGCUUGGAAGCUGUGUCCCAAAGCCCUGGCAUGUAUGGAGAUGGCUCUUCCAAAGGAAUAGCUGAGUAUGUUCAAGCUUUCGACACUGUCCUGGCUGGUCCAGUAGCAGAAUAUAUGAAGAUCAGCAAAGACAUUGGUGGCGACGUUCAGAAACAUGCUGAAAUGGUCCAUACAGGCCUGAUGACUGAGAGGGUUCUCCUGGUGACCUCAUCGCAAUGUCAGCAGCCGUCAGCCAAUAACUUCUCAACGCUACUGAAACCCAUUUCAGAGCAAAUCCAGGUGGUGCAGAACUUCCGGGAGAAAAAUCGUGGCAGCAAACUGUUCAAUCACCUAUCAGCUGUCAGUGAGAGCAUCCCGGCACUAGGCUGGGUGGCUAUGGCCCCAAAGCCUGGACCCUAUGUGAAGGAAAUGACGGAUGCGGCCAUGUUUUACACCAACCGGGUCCUCAAGGAAUACAAGGAUGUAGAUAAGAAACAUGUGGACUGGGUGAAAGCUUAUCUGAGUAUCUGGUCAGAGCUGCAGGCAUACAUCAAAGAGUAUCACACCACUGGGCUGACCUGGAGCAAAAUGGGUCCUAUAGCAAAAGAGAUGGGCAAUGCACCUGCAGCACCCCCUACUGGUGCUGCUCCUCCACCACCUGGUCCUCCCCCGCCUCCUGCUCCAGGCCCCACAAACUCUGGUUCAGAUGACUCUGUUUCGCGCUCAGCACUGUUUGCCCAGAUCAAUCAGGGAGAAGGCAUUACCUCUGCCCUGAAACAUGUUCCAGAUGAUAUGAAGACUCACAAGAACCCAGGGCUGAAGAAUCAAGGUGGCCCUGUCCGAACAGGACCCAAACCAUUCACUGCUCCCAAACCAGCCUGUGCAGCUAACCCACCCAAAAAAUCAUCCCCAAAGAAGGAACCGGCGAUGCUAGAGCUGGAGGGCAAGAAAUGGAGAGUGGAAAACCAGGAUAAGGCCUCCAAUCUGGUGAUCAGUGACACAGAACUGAAGCAGGUAGCAUAUAUAUACAACUGCAUGAACAGUACACUCCACAUCAAGGGCAAAAUCAACUCCAUCACAGUGGAUAACUGUAAGAAGCUAGGUCUGGUGUUUGAUGAUGUGGUGGGCAUCGUGGAGAUCAUAAACUGCAGGGACAUUAAAGUUCAGGUAAUAGGUAAAGUGCCAACAAUUUCCAUCAACAAGACAGAUGGAUGCCACGUGUAUCUGAGCAAGAACUCCCUAGACUGUGAGAUUGUCAGUGCCAAGUCUUCAGAGAUGAAUGUCCUCAUACCCACAGAGAGUGGUGACUUUAACGAGUUCCCUAUCCCUGAACAGUUCAAGUCCCUGUGGAAUGGAAAGAAGCUGGUUACCAGUGUGACGGAAAUUGCUGGUUAAGCAGAAUGGCAUUGGGACUUGUGCCUCCCCUUGCCCUGGCUGUGGGACAAAUCUGCUUUCAGAUGAUUCUCUUAGAUUUCCUGUACCUUUCUGCUCUCAAACUGCUUCUCUGUCUUCUACCUGAGAGACACAGCUACCUGCCUUCACUGAAAUACCUUGGGCUGGGAUUUGGUGUAGGGUGGUGGGUCAGUUGAUCAUCUGCAUCUAUCAGCAGGAAGGUGCAUCAUCCCCCUCUUGUCAGAUCUAACCACACCAAUCAAUCAUGUCUGACUCCUGGCAAACUUCAGAGCCAGGAUUGGUGGUUGGCUUUCAGAUUGUUCCAUGGGUUUGUAUUGUGUUAUCUUCAGACAAAUUGUUUAUGUGAGAAAGGAAUGUUGUCCCUAUUUGAAUUGACAUAAUGGUGUCCUUAUCAGGUCUGUAGUUCCCAGCUUGGUAAGUUGAGCUGGCAGGUAUGUUUCAGGAAGGUACUAUGAGCUGCUACUAACUCCAGUGAUGUGUACUAAUCCGUCAGUGGCAUUACAAGAUAUGGGGGAUGGCUUUGCUGGACCAAAGGCUGAGGACUGGGCGUGUAACAUUCCACCUUGAGUUUCCCUUUCAACACUCCUAUUUGCCCUGUGUAAUUCUCUUUGUGCCAUGAUGGGGAGCUUUGCAGUAAACAGGGGCCAUAGAAGACUGCACUGGAGUAAAUGAUCCACUCUGCUGUCUGUCCAGGGUUAGAAGCUGAAGUUUCCAUUUCCCUAUGAGCCCUUCUCCAAAAGGGAUCUUCACCCAAGGGGGUCCUUCUAAGCAGCUGAACUCAAGUUCAGUCUUCCAAGACAGUUCUUCUGAACCUGUCUCUCCUUCCUAGUGAGGGAUGCUUCUUCAUUUGAAAUUCAGUAUUUGAUUUGUAAACAAGAGUUCGACUAAGUCAGUUCCAGCGUUCAUCCUCACUCAUGCUUAGUUACUAUUUAAUGUGAAACUGUUCUCAGCCUCUCCCCUUCCCCUGUUGCUUGGCUCUAUACUCUGCUGGAGGCUUGCAGCCUCUUUUCCAGGGCUGCAUUGAUCUGAAAAGGGAGCUGCAUAUGCUUGACCUUCGUGUUUCCCUGUUUCUGGUGGCAUCAGCAUAUCCGACUGCAUUUCCUCUGUACAUUGUCCAAUGGUUUUUUCUCUAGGAUGAAACUCACAAAAUAUGCAAUCUUUUUUUAUUUUGAGACUGCCCUGUAACUUGUACUCAUCUUCUCCUGAGGCUCGUGGGGGAGAAAAAAGCCUUUCUUAUGUACUUAAAAUUAUACAGAAGAUUAGAAUAAAGUUCAUGCCAACCUGCUCCUUA